Molecule: messenger RNA, 1404 nt
Organism: Seminavis robusta
Lineage: Eukaryota; Bacillariophyta; Bacillariophyceae; Naviculales; Naviculaceae
Source: the annotation of a GenBank genome assembly
AUGGCAUUUACAAACCCCCCUGAGAGCUUGGAGGUGCCACUCUCCCAAGCUUUUGCCCUAUUGGCCACUGAAGAGUAUGCUGAUGUGUCUCUCAAAGGCACGGAUGGAGUGCUGGUUCCAGCAAAUCGAACAGCCUUGACUGUCCGGAGUGAAUACUUCAAGACCAUGUUCAAAAAGGGUGCAUUCAAGGAAGCCACUAAUGACUUGGUCCCCAUUGGAUUUUCUGGCAAUGUUCUCAAGGCAAUCGUGGAGUAUAUCCACACUGACAAAUCCACCAUGUUGGUUGAAUAUUCAGAGAUCGUCAUUGAAGACUCUUCUAAACUGUCCGCAGGUGACAUGGGACAAUUCCAGACCUUGGUAUCAUUGACAGAAGCAGCCAUCUAUGUUGGACUUCCAGGCCUCUGCAAACAGGCUCAGAAUUGUCUUGGAAUUUUCAUGAAUGUAAUGCCAUCUGCAGCAUUUCCCCUGCUUGUAGCAUCCAAACAAGAGGGACCUGUGAUUUCACAGGAGUUGGAGGGUCAGGCCUGGAAGAUUUACAAUAAUGCAACGAACAUAGUGCAAAACGAAGGUCUACUAGGGAACACUUCAGGCAGUGUUGUAUCUGCUAUCCUCCAAGAUGCCAAGGGAAAGGUCAACAAUGCAGGGAUGUUCAAUCUGAUACAUUCAUGGUCCAAAAGUGAGCCAUCUGUUCCAGGUGAACCCAAAGAAAGCCGCAAUGAUACUGCCAAGGCUUUGAUACAAGAUUUUGUGGAACUGGAGUUUAUUGAUCCUGAAGAGUUGUCUUCCCUGGUUGAAACAUCCGGUUUGGUGACAAAGGACCAACUAUUUGACACCUACAAAAAACUAGCAAUGAAAGCAAAGCCCAUCAUAUCUUCUCACCAGUCUCAUUCCUCUCAGGUUGGCUCCAUCGAGUGGAAGAGAACCAAAUCAAAAACUCUCACUGCUGUGAGUGACUGGAAAAGUGACUCCCUCAAUGGAGUUGUUUUUCAAUUGGGUGGAACAUAUCGUUGGGCUAUCACAACAGGACCUGUCAGAGAUAUAGGUGUUUGGAUCGGUGUGGUUAAAUCUACAGAUUGUCUCGACCCAAAUAGAUUUUGUGGCAAUCAACAACAUUGCUGGGGUGUCUAUGGGCGCCAUGGAAGUGUCUAUUCCUGUGGACAAGAAGUUUGUGGACCAUCAGCUGCAGAUAUCAAGUUUGGUGCUGGAUCAACUGUCACAAUGACUCUUGAUUUGUCAGGGGAUAGCACAAACAACGGAACAUUGUCAAUCUCUGUCAAUGAUCAGCAGGCUGUGCCAGUCUUUUCAAACUUGAAAGCCCGCCUUGCUUGGAUUAUGGAUGGUUUUGUUCCAGCUGUAUCAUGCUGGAAGGCAAGUGCCACAAUUGGCGAUGUUCAGAGGCUGUAG